Molecule: messenger RNA, 1860 nt
Organism: Leguminivora glycinivorella
Lineage: Eukaryota; Metazoa; Arthropoda; Insecta; Lepidoptera; Tortricidae
Gene: Tbce
Product: tubulin-specific chaperone E
Exons: 7
Coding region: 71-1723 (550 amino acids)
Biological process (GO): protein folding
Molecular function (GO): alpha-tubulin binding
Source: RefSeq, a predicted model, not a curated record
UUUGUUUUCGGAGAAAAUUCAGCCUGUUUCUCUUUUCAUAAACAGUUCCUUUUUCGAAAAUUUCAAGAGAAUGGUGGGCGCAAUGCCUGUUAAUUUGAUACCAAAAUUUUGCAACGGUACCAUGGAUAGCCGGAAUGGUACCGAGGAAGGCGAGUCUCAAGUCAGAAUCGGUAGUCGUGUAAAGUGUAAUGACGACUUCGCUACAGUAAAAUAUAUUGGAGAAGUGCAAGGAUACAAAGGAAUUUGGUACGGAGUGGAAUGGGAUGAUCCUGCGAGAGGAAAACAUGACGGUUCUGUGGAUGAUAUUCAGUAUUUUAAGACCUCGAAGCCUGGUGCUGGGUCUUUUAUACGCCCUAACAAAAUUGCACCAACAAUUACCUGUGCUGAUGCCAUCAAGAAGUAUUAUGGAGAUCGAGAGGAUGAGACUGUGGCGGCUCACCGUCGCACAGUGAUCAAUGAGUGGAAGAGGGAGAUGGGUGCUCCGUUCAUCGAAAUGGUGGGCUUUGAGAAGAUCCAUCAGAAGCAAAAAUUCGAUCGCCUAGUGGAAGUGUGCGUGCGUGACCGCAGCGUAUCCCGUGCGGGCGAUGUUGCCGCUCUGUGCCCGAAUACGCGUUCGCUCGACGUGUCUCGCAAUCUGUUCAGCAACUGGCGUGAAGUUAUACAACUGAGCGCGCAGUUGCCAGAUCUCAGGGAGUUGGAUGUCAGUAAAAACCGCAUGGCCAUCGACUUACCCGAAGAAACCCUCGAUCAGCUCUCCAUCCACCUGUCCAACCUGGAGAAACUCAACCUGUCCGUCUGUGACUACGACUGGUCUGACAUCCUCGCUCUAUCGCACCUCACUCCGAAGAUCCAUGAGAUCAUAGCCGCUUACAACCGGGUCAAAACCAUAUCACCACCAACGGUGACACUCCGGACACUAACAAUUCUAAAACUGGAUGGGAACCCGAUAGAUUCGUGGUAUGAAGUGAUGAAUCUUGGUUGGUUGAAGAAUUUAAAGGUGCUGAGUCUGAAUGACUGUCAGAUUGAGGAGAUCAGGUUCAAUGAUAAUCCGGGAAACGCGAAGGUGGAUGUGUUUGAGAAUUUGGAGGUGCUGUUUUUAAACAGGAAUAAGAUUAAUGAUUGGCGGUCAGUAAGCGAGCUAGACAAACUGAAUCACCUCCGUAAACUAUACUUCUUGAAGAACCCAAUACAGGCUAUCGAAGACUAUGACACCGGAUCUCAACUGAUUAUGGCGAAAAUUGGCAUACUACAGGAAUUGAACGGGUCUCAAAUAACCCGCGAGCUCCGCCGCGGCGCAGAAUACGACUACAUGAAACGGUAUGGAGCAGAAUGGAAACGCGCGCAAACGGAUCUGACACUUCGGACAGCCUUCGAUAUCGACCACUGCCGGUUCCAGGAGCUUGUUAUGAAAUACGGCAUUCCAGACGACAGCCUUCUCGUACAGCAACCAAAAACCUCCACGCUCACCUCACAACUCCUAGAAAUCACACUCGAAGACGAAAACGGAAAACGCCUCAAAAAGAAAUUCCCUAACACUAUGGCCGUUCAGAAACUGGUCACACUCGCGCAAAGACUUUUCGCGAAGGGCAACACUGGCAGACCAAAACUCUAUCUACUCGAUGACCAGAUGAAAGGGGCCGAAAUAUGCCUUGACAACUGCAUGAAAGAUUUGGCUUAUUAUUCUGUGAAAAAUGGAGACAAUAUUAUGGUUAAAUUCAGAUAAAUUCUGUAUUUUUAAUCCUGGCAACCCUUGAUUGGCGCAUUUAUUUAUUUAGCGGCUUUGUAAAUAACAUUAUGUCCAAAUUGUACCUGUAUUUAUUGCUAAUGUUUUCACAAAUAAAUAUCCUUAUUGUAUUUUUA